AUGGUAACUACUCAUGGAACAGGAAAAAGAUGGAAGACACAAUUUGCAGUCUCUGUGGACAAAGGAAGAGGAUGUCAGCCAGUUGAUUGCAUAUGGAUCAUUGGUUCAUCUUUGAUAUUUUGGGCUCAAAAAUAUGCUCAACAGAGAAUGCUUAACAACCUGGGAUUUGAAUCACAUAGGUUAAUUUGGCAUGGAAUAAGGGGUAUGGUUUGGUCACAGCUUUAUCCAACUAUCCAAAAGAAAUUAAAAGAUAAUAACCCACCAACAAUCCUAGUAAUACACUGUGGUGGCAAUGAUAUUGGUAAUCCGCAUAAUACCUUGAAGGGUUUACAAAUGUACAUGAAAUCUACCAUUGUAAAUAUUUCACAAUUAAUGCCAAAGACAGUUAUUGUUUGGUCUCAUAUUUUACCACGAAGUAAUUGGACCUUAUGUCUUUCUAACAAUGAUGGAGAAAAUUGGAGAAGAAUCAAUUCUGCACUUGCUACUUUUGUUGUUAAGAAAAUGUGUGGGGCCUCCAUUAAAUAUCCUGAUAUUUUAAAAAGACAUGUAGCCCUUUUUCGCAAAGAUGGUGUACACUUGUCAGACUUGGGUAAUGACUUGUUUGUGAAUUCUUUAAGAAAUGCUCUGGGGUUGUUUUUGUCAACCACUGACAGAUUUUAUCCUACUACUCCCACAUGUACUUGUUAAGUCUUGUCAUGGCCAAUCCUUGAAGUUGUGAAGUUGCAUAUUUGAAAAUUGAAUUGUAUACAACUACUGGUUGAGUGUUAAAUUGAUAAAUAUGUACAUGUAUUUGUAUUGAUGAAUGCAAAAUUGACCGCCUAGAUUUGUUGGCGGAUGACCCACAAAAAAUAUGUUUUGUGGUUCAUUUGGCAGAAUUUUGCAGAGAAUGCCACCUCCAUGGGGCACUGUUUUUUUUCCAGGUCCCUUGGGUCAAGGUGGUGUUUCUACUGCUUUGAGUUGUUUGUGUAUAUGCUGCCAUAUCGAUUUGAAGAUCGGCGCAUAUUUUGUUGUUUUGUUGAAAAAAUUGUGAAUAAAUGGCCAUGACAAG
Saccostrea cuccullata (small rock oyster) is the source of this 1048-nucleotide messenger RNA. RefSeq lists its product as uncharacterized. The record is from RefSeq and is a predicted model, not a curated record. Bases 1 to 687 code for a protein of 228 amino acids. The transcript is spliced from 2 exons. NCBI's taxonomy places the organism in Eukaryota, Metazoa, Mollusca, Bivalvia, Ostreida, Ostreidae.